This is a messenger RNA of Acipenser ruthenus (sterlet), 2143 nucleotides long. RefSeq names its product testis-expressed protein 264 homolog. The record is from RefSeq and is a predicted model, not a curated record. Bases 342 to 1259 code for a protein of 305 amino acids. Gene Ontology annotation, cellular component: nucleus; replication fork; autophagosome membrane. Gene Ontology annotation, biological process: reticulophagy; protein-DNA covalent cross-linking repair. NCBI's taxonomy places the organism in Eukaryota, Metazoa, Chordata, Actinopteri, Acipenseriformes, Acipenseridae. The transcript is spliced from 4 exons.
GGAAGCUGUAUCGCAUGUAUCAGUGUUUAGGGAAGUGUUGUGUACCCUUUAGUCCUGCCUUUUGAAAAUCCUUGUGUCCACGUUAUAUUAUUACAAUCAUAAGCCACGUAAUUGCAUCAACCGACAUCUUUAAAACGAGUGUGUUGGAGGUAGUGUAAAACAUCAGAAAAGCGCUGCUGGGAAAAAAAGUUGCAUGCUGUGGUUCCAUGUACAGUACUUUGAAAGAUCGGAAAGGAAGACAGUGAAACCGAGCUUGUCAAUUUUAGCCCAAAGCAAACGGGGGACACAUGUAAUAUAAAUAUCACCCUCUCUGUCAUCAGUAGCGUUUUAUUUUUACAAUAAUGUCUGAAUUUAUUUUAUUGGCACUGAUCUCCUUUCUGUUCCUGUUUUUGCUUUUGACUGUUUUGGGAGUCGUGCUGUAUUCCGGACUGUUUACGGAGGUUAUUAUCCGGACAGGGUCCUCGCCGAUCAAGAAUAUCACCAUUGCCUACAAAUUCAAUCAGGGCUCGUAUAAAGACAGCGGGGCUGUCUUCACUGAGAGUUGCAGUAUCGGACCCAAGCUUUCUUCCAUCGGGGUGUACUACGAUGAUCCCAAGCAGGUGCCUGCAGAGAAGUGCCGCUACAUAGCUGGCAGUGUCCUGAGCGAGGGUGAGGAGAAGCCCUCCGAGGAGCUGCUCAAGCUUUACGAGAAGUAUGGCUUCAAGAUCUUCUCCUUUCCUGCUGUCACGCACGUCGUCAUGACAACCUUCCCGCACAACACCUUCCUGUCUAUCUUCUUGGCCAAUUGGAGAGUGUAUCCCAAAAUGGGAAGCUACAUCAAGGAACGGAAGUUGUGUGCCCAUCCCUUUCUUGAGCUCUACCGAGGUGACCUGAUUUACUACAUCUGCCCGCUGGCCAGGCAGGGGGAUUUCUAUGUGCUGGAGAUGAGGGAGACAGAGCGCAGGCAGAAAGAGAAGGAGGAGGACUCUGAGGACAGACAGACAGACAUCACAGGUGCUGACUCAGUCAGUGACAUAACCGAGAGUCGUGAGACUUCAAUGGCGACAUCAGUGGCGACGUCUGUGGCUCCCCAGGAACAAGAGGACGACAACAGGAGCAACGGGAGUGGCAAAGGCUCCAGCGACUCAGUCGGCAGUGGCUCCUCCUUUGAAGAUCUCGACCUGGAAGUGAUUGAGGAAGUGGAACCAGCAGUGGUCAACAAAGGCCAGAAUGUAACCUCAGAGGAGCAGGGACCAAUCCCAGUGGAAGGGGAGGAGUAGAAUCGAGGAGAAGCAGGAAAAUGUUUUGUUGCUUUUUGUUAAAAAAAAAAAAAGAAAAAAGAAAAAUGUAAAAGUAGUUCAAAAAAGUACAAAUGUAUUUGUUUUAAAUUACACCAGAAUAACCAUGAGAUUUUUUUGAUUAUUUGUCUCUCACAAAAUUUUUUAGUUUUAGAGACUUUCGUAACGCUUCAGAGCAAGCAAGGCAUGGGCAGAAGGGAUGGGGUGGGCAGGGAAUAAUGUUAAUAAUGGAAUAAUGUUUUUGAAAUAGCUUACCAAAGCUAGGCCGAAUAUAACUAUAGUUCUUUGUGUAUACUAAAGUAAAUUGUGAUCACUAUCAUUGAUUCAGUUUUGGUGACAGGUAGCAUUGCAAUUGCUAAACUGACAACCAGCUAUGAGCGGUCUGAAGCAUUAGAACUGGCUGUACUAUCAAUUAGGGGCUGAAGUACUGUAUGAUGUUUUCAUGAAUACAUGUGUGUGUGUCUGUAUUUCUGAGUUUGAAAAUAAAACCUGUUUGUAAAUUUCACUUUGUUAUAGUACCUAACGGCAGUUGUUUGUAAUGUAUAGCUUGAGUACUGGACAUAGUAAGUAUGGUUUCAUAACACUUGUCCUGAGUAAAAUCGUGUUUUGUGACUUUCAGAAAAGAUUUGUGUGUUCCUCGUUGUCACGAUAUUUAAAGAGUUGCCAGGUGGUGUCACAUACUGUACGCAGUCAUAUUCCAUGGAGCAAUCACCUAAACUGUUACAGCAUGACCAAUAUUAUUUUUGACACUAUGUAUUCCUAGCUAAUGCUUUUAUAUUGUUAGUUUACUGAUGGGAAAUGAUAAUAGUUUCACAGGAUUUUUUUGGUCUGUUUUAAUAAAGGGUCUUUUCCGCCUAAAAGUGACA